Xenopus laevis (African clawed frog) is the source of this 1032-nucleotide messenger RNA. Its product is annotated as vomeronasal type-2 receptor 26-like. Lineage: Eukaryota; Metazoa; Chordata; Amphibia; Anura; Pipidae. The record is from RefSeq and is a predicted model, not a curated record. The transcript has 2 exons. The coding region runs from base 1 to 1032 and encodes 343 amino acids.
AUGGUGAUGAUCCUUCUGGCGGCGAUUGAUUUCUCCUCCCUGGCUAUCUCCUAUAGAAGGCAGGGAGUAGAAAUCGAGCACCGCCUGAUGGAUCAUGUCGCCUUUUCAGAAGAGGAGCACAGUGUAACCUGCAUUAGAUGUCCUUACAAUGAAUGGCCCAAUGAGCAAAGGGAUCAGUGUAUUGCAAAGGCAGAAGAAUUUCUUUCAUAUACUGAUAAUGUGAUUUCCGUGUUGUUUUCAUCACUUUCAGUUUUCUUAUCCGUUAUCACUGCGCUGAUGUUGGGAGUUUUCACUGUACACAGGGACACCCCCAUAGUGAGAGCCAACAAUAGGAGCCUCAGCUUCCUCCUCCUUGUCUCCAUCAAGCUGAGCUUCCUCAGUGUGUUUCUGUUCCUCGGUCGCCCUGUGGAUAUAACCUGCAUGCUGCGUAACAUCACUUUUGGAAUCACCUUCUCCAUAGCAGUCUCUUCUCUCCUGGCCAAGACUAUCAUGGUUUACAUUGCUUUCAAAGCCACCAAGCCAGGGAGCUCAUGGAGGAAAUGGAUUGGAGUCAAACUGUCCAAUUCUGUAGUCUUGUUCUGCUCAUCCAUUCAAAUAAUAAUCUGUAUGACUUGGUUGGCCAUUUCUCCUCCCUUUCAGGAACUGGACCUUCACACUUACCCUGGAACCAUCAUCAUUCAGUGCAAUGAGGGCUCAGCUAUUGGCUUUUACUCAGUUAUUGGGUAUAUGGGGCUUCUGGCAGCUGUUAGUUUUGUUUUAGCAUUUUUAGCUCGGACAUUACCGAACAGUUUUAAUGAGGCCAAGUACAUCACUUUCAGCAUGUUGCUCUUCUGCAGUGUUUGGAUCACAAUGAUCCCGGCCUAUCUGAGCACCAAAGGCAAAAACACUGUGUGUGUGGAGAUAUUUGCCAUACUGACCUCAAGUGCCGGACUUUUAGCCUGUAUAUUUCUGCCCAAAUGUUACAUUAUUUUAUUUAGACCUGAAAUGAACACAAAAUCCAAAUUACUUGAGAACAAAAAAGAUAAUGCUUGA